Molecule: messenger RNA, 3334 nt
Organism: Rotaria sp. Silwood1
Lineage: Eukaryota; Metazoa; Rotifera; Eurotatoria; Philodinida; Philodinidae
Source: the annotation of a GenBank genome assembly
AGUCAAAUUAUGUGUCUUUGUGUGAUCAAUAUUGUUAAUGCUUGGAAACGUGUCUUGAUGACACUGUUACUCAUACAUAAAAAAACCAAUGUGACGUCUUUUGAAUUAACAAAAGUCUUGAAUAGGUUAUGAAGGUAAUCGACAAUGUUUGGUAUCUUAACUUGUUGUCUAUGAUGUGUCAAUUACACCAACGAGAUAAAUGCUUGAACAAAUCAAUAUAACAUUUCGCGAAAAUAAAAUAAACCUAUAUUCAUAAUUUCACAUACGAGAAACAAUGCCAUCAAAACAGGGUUUCAAGCAUGUACAAUAAUGAUCAUUCAAAGACAAAAAAUUUGACUUGGAAACUUUCAAAAUACUUCUUAUUGAUGCUUUUAUUGUUUUUGUUUAGUUCGAACUAAGUAAGGGAUUGGAGAAAACUGAUUCAAUAUUUAAAGUAUCUAGAAUAAAUAUUUGACAAAACAUUCUAUUUUCUGAAAGUCGUGCUUUUCAAACAAACCUGUUUCAUCAUGGUUUCUACAGUAACGAAUGCCAAUCCAAGUUGAAAGAUACAAGCUUGUACAGAAUUCAAAGGUGAAUCAUUCUCAAAGAAGUAUUUGUUCCUUCACGUAUUAAUACUAUCAAAACAUGAAAAAUAAUGAGAGGUUCAUUCUUUAUGUACCAUCAAUUAGAAUAUAUCCGAAGGUUCUGAAAAUUAUUCUUACAGCUGACAACCAAUCUUAUUGUCCUUGUAUGUCUGCAAUGACUCGAUUUUUCAAGUUUCUGUUCCAGUCAAAAUUAUUUUGUGCAUCUCAUCUUUUAUCCUUGUGUUCUAUGCAUUUGUAUAUCCUAUACCUGCUUUGUCUUCUUCAUAAAGAUAUAGAUUGGCUACAUAUGCUGAUGUUUCACUAUUCUCGCUUUGUCUUUUACAAACGUUGUCCACUGUUUCAUUCUCGAAAUGUAUAGUUUUUCUUUUCUGCAGAGUUGAAAUGAAGGAACGAUCGAGUAACAAAAUUACCCUAUGUUUGGUCAUCACAUAUAUAAAUAUAUAAGAGUGAGGAUAAACACGAUGUAGCCGAAGCAUUAUUUGAUUCAGUUGAGAAUCGCUUAUAAGAAUGCAUAAACCAAUAGCACUUCCUAACUUGAUAUUAAUAGAAUUAUACCAGAAGAAAAAAAAUGAAAAGAAGAAGAAUAAAAGUUCAUCAUAUUUGUUUUCAUUUGGGGCAUUCGAAAGAAAUAGACAUAAUACAAUUAUUGAUUAUAUUUCACUAUACUCAGCAGCGAGAUUCAAAUGUAGUCGGAAAGGUGAAAAGUGAAAUUAAUUCAAUUGCUCCUCUUUUGAUGAAGCUAUUGUCGUUUUCUUGCAAAAAACAGAAGGUGUGCGAAUAAUUUUGAUUAGAGUAGAAACUCUUCAGUUUUAAUAUAUUUGACCUAAGAAUAUCAAAUAUUUAGUAAAUCAAUAUGAAACUUUUUGCAAAUAUACUAGAAAACUUCCGCUAUAUUUUUGUGAAAGCAGAAACUCGAAAGGUGAAAUUAUUGCAGAGAUAUAAUGAUAACAAAAAUAUUUGUCGGCUGUACGAAUAAUUUUGAGCGCCUAUGUAUGUAUUCUAUAUUUGUUAUUCUAGCAUUUAAAAAUGGUGGAGGUGCUUUUAUUAUACCAUAUUUUUGUACUUAUUUUCUCAUUGGUACUCCACUUGCUUUUCUGGAAAUGUCAAUUGGUCAGUUCACUAGUAGGGGUGCAGCAGCUGCUUUUAAAAUGUCACGAAUGUUUAAAGGACUUGGUUGGUCGACUGCAAUAAAUUCAUUUUUAUGUUCUAUUUAUUAUAAUGUUAUAAUUGCUUGGAUUCUUUUCUAUUUUUUUGCUUCAUUUCGAAGUAAGCUUCAAUGGAGUGAUUGUGGAAAUUGGUGGAACACUGAACAUUGUGCUAAUCCAGAGACAUUGAAUUUUUCAAAUUCGACUAUUUUUUGCAAUAGUAUUCAUUAUCACAUAAAUUGUACAAUGCCAACUCUUCCACCAGAGGAAUAUUUUGAUAAUUAUGUUUUGAGACGAAGUGAUUCACUUGAUAAUUUUGGUUUACCUAAUUGGUCGUUGUCAUUAUGUUUAUCAUUAGCAUGGAUUCUUGUUGGUCUUUGCAUUAUUCAAGGUAUUAAAUCAUCUGGCAAAGUCGUUUAUUUUACUGCAUUGUUUCCUUAUGUUGUUAUUUUUGCUCUAAUCAUUCGUGGUGUAACUUUACCGGGUGCUCGAGUUGGUAUUACAUUCUAUUUGAAACCUAAUUGGAACAAAAUUCGUCAAUUUGAUGUUUGGAUGGCUGCUGCUUCUCAAGUUACAUAUUCUCUUGGAAUUGCAUUUGGUUCUAUUAUCAGUUAUGCUAGUUUCAAUAAAUUUAAAACAAAUUAUUUUAGGAUGUGUAUGCUUGUAACUGCAUGCGAUUGCUUUACUUCAAUAUUUGCUGGCUGUGCUAUUUUUUCCGUACUUGGUUAUAUGUCAUUUAAAACUGGUUUACCUAUUGAACAAGUAGCUAAAGCUGGACCGGGUCUUGCAUUUAUUGCUUAUCCACAAGCAUUAUCAAUUAUGUCUGGUGGACCAUUUUGGGCAGUGAUUUUCUUUUUUAUGCUUCUUACUUUGGGACUUGAUUCUCAGUUUGGUAUGGUUGAUGUUGUUAUUGCCAGUCUACUUGAUACAUUUAAACAAUUACGUCAACAUAAAUUAUUUGUAUCUAUUAGUUAUUGCAUUUUUUGUUAUUUACUAGCAUUACCAAUGUGUGCACCGGGUGGUAUUUAUUUGUUUACAUUAAUGAAUGAAUAUGCAGCUAGUUUAUCUUUAAUUAUAUGCGGAUUUCUUGAAUUUAUGGUUAUUGCCUAUAUUUAUGGUUUUAAUAAUUUUAUGGAAGAUAUUCGAAUGAUGUUGGAUAAAAGACCUUUAGAACCGUUUUUCUUUUUUACUUGGUGUAUUUCUGGUCCGAUUAUUACUCUAAUCAUUUUUUUUUCAUCAAUUAUUCGAUUUCAAACACCAACUGAAGGUAAUUAUGAAUAUCCAGUAUAUGCUAAUGUGCUUGGUUGGCUUAUGGUUUGUUCAUCACUCAUUUCCAUUCCUUGUGUUAUGGUCUAUGAAUUUAUUAAAGCAUGGAAAGCAACUAACAGUCUUCAAUAUGAAGUAAAAAUCUUUUUUUUUUCGACAAUUAUGAAUAUAUGCUUGUUACAACCAGAUACAGAAUGGGGACCAGCAAAAAAUGAAAAACGUUAUGGUCGUUAUAAACCGAAGAUCGAACAAUCAACAUCCAUAAAUCAAACGAAUGUGAAUGAUGAUGAUAAUAAUUCAGCUUUUAAAUUUGAAAAUAUGCCUCAUAUACAAUUAUAA